Molecule: messenger RNA, 6410 nt
Organism: Lemur catta (Ring-tailed lemur)
Lineage: Eukaryota; Metazoa; Chordata; Mammalia; Primates; Lemuridae
Gene: USP42
Product: ubiquitin specific peptidase 42
Exons: 16
Coding region: 173-4198 (1341 amino acids)
Biological process (GO): regulation of apoptotic process; protein deubiquitination
Cellular component (GO): cytosol; nucleus
Molecular function (GO): cysteine-type endopeptidase activity; cysteine-type deubiquitinase activity
Source: RefSeq, a predicted model, not a curated record
GCCCCCUGGCGGCCCGGCGGGGCGCUGCGGGCGCGGCGCUGACCCGGAGGCGGCGGCGGCGGUGCCCGGAUGGAGGCACGUCAUUGUCCCCCGCCGGGCGGCUGGGCUGUGUGCGGCGGCAGCGGCGGCCGAGGGGGAUGGAGCGAGCGCCGAGCCGGGUCAGAGUUGAACAAUGACCAUAGUUGACAAAGCUUCUGAAUCUGCAGACCCAUCAACCUGUCAGAAUCAGCCUGGCAGUUCUGAGGCAGUCUCACCUGAAGACAUGGAUGCAAGUUCUGCCAGCUGGGGUGCUGUGUCUUCAUUAAAUGACGUUUCAAAUCACACACUUUCUUUAGGACCAGUACCUGGUGCUGUAGUUUAUUCGAAUUCAUCUGUACCUGAUAAGUCAAAGCAAUCACCACAAAAGGAUCAAGCCCUAGGUGAUGGCAUUGCUCCUCCACAGAAGGUUCUUUUCCCAUCUGAGAAGAUUUGCCUUAAGUGGCAACAAACUCAUAGAGUUGGAGCUGGGCUCCAGAAUUUGGGCAAUACCUGUUUUGCCAAUGCAGCAUUGCAGUGUUUAACUUACACGCCACCUCUCGCCAAUUAUAUGCUAUCACAUGAACACUCCAAGACAUGUCAUGCAGAAGGAUUUUGUAUGAUGUGCACAAUGCAAGCGCAUAUUACCCAGGCACUCAAUAAUCCUGGGGACGUUAUUAAACCAAUGUUUGUCAUCAAUGAGAUGCGGCGUAUAGCUAGACAUUUCCGUUUUGGAAACCAAGAAGAUGCCCAUGAAUUUCUUCAGUACACUGUUGAUGCUAUGCAAAAAGCCUGCUUGAAUGGCAGCAAUAAAUUGGACAGACACACCCAGGCCACCACAUUUGUUUGUCAGAUAUUUGGAGGAUACCUGCGAUCUAGAGUCAAAUGUUUAAAUUGCAAGGGCGUUUCGGAUACUUUUGAUCCAUAUCUCGAUAUAACCUUGGAGAUAAAGGCUGUUCAGAGUGUUAACAAGGCAUUGGAGCAAUUCGUGAAGCCAGAACAGCUUGAUGGAGAAAACGCAUACAAGUGCAGCAAGUGUAAAAAGAUGGUUACAGCUUCAAAGAGGUUCACUAUACAUAGAUCCUCUAAUGUUCUUACGCUUUCUCUGAAACGAUUUGCAAAUUUUACUGGUGGAAAAAUUGCUAAGGAUGUGAAGUACCCUGAGUAUCUUGAUAUUCGGCCAUACAUGUCUCAACCAAAUGGAGAGCCGAUUAUCUAUGUCUUGUACGCAGUGCUGGUACACACUGGCUUCAAUUGCCAUGCUGGCCAUUACUUCUGCUACAUCAAAGCUAGCAACGGCCUAUGGUACCAAAUGAAUGACUCCAUCGUAUCUACCAGUGACAUUAGAUCGGUACUUAGUCAACAAGCCUAUGUGCUCUUUUAUAUCAGGUCCCACGAUGUGAAAAACGGAGGCGAACUUGCUCAUUCCACCCACAGCCCCGGCCAGUCCUCUCCCCGGCCGGUGAUCAGUCAGCGGGUCGUCAACAACAAGCAGGCCGCAGCGGGGUUCAUCGGACCACAGCUGCCCUCUCACAUGAUGAAGAAUCCACCUCACUUGAAUGGGACUGGACCACUGAAAGACACACCAAGCAGUUCCAUUUCAAGCUCUAAUGGGAAUUCCAAUGUCAACAUGGCUAGUCCUGUUAAUGCUUCAACUUCUGUUCAAAACUGGGCAGUUAACAGGUCUUCUGUUAUUCCAGAACAUCCCAAGAAACAGAAGAUCACUAUCAGUAUUCACAACAAGUUGCCUGGUCGCCAAGGCCCAUCUCAGCCUAACAACCUUCAUAGCAAUUCUGUGGAGAGCCCUAGCAAGCCUGUUCCCUCUUCUACCAUUACCAAUUCUUCUGCAAUACAGUCUACCUCGACUACAUCUACGAUGUCAGUUUCUAGCAAAGUAACAAAACUUUCUGCCCCGAGCGAAGCCUGUUCCAAGCCUGUGAUGAAUGGCAAGUCCAAGCUGAACUCCAGCGUGUUGGUUCCCUAUGGCGCUGAGUCAUCUGAAGAGUCUGACGAGGAGCCCAAGGGACUGGGCAAGGAGAAUGGUGUCGGCGCCAUCUCGAGCUCCCUCUCUCCUAGCCAAGGUGCUGAAGAUGACGAGGUCUCACAGCAUGAGCUCCAAGAACCUAUUACUCUAAAUGGUGCUAACAGUGUAGACAGCGACCCGAAAGAAAAUGGUCUGCCAUUUGAUGGUGCCAAUUGCCAAGUCCAGACUGCUCUACACUCAGAAAAUCCCUUUUCUAAGGCAAAUGGUCUUCCUGGAAAGUCGAUGCCUGCUCUGUUGCCGUCUCUCCCAGAAGACAACAUCUUAGAGACCUUCAAACUCAGCAACGCGGUGAAAGACUCAAUGGAUGAAACCAGUACACCUGAAGCUGAGAAAAACCCUCCCGAGGAGGACGACAUGGAAGUCGAGGCCAGCAGCCCCGCUGAUGAUUCCCACGAGAACCUGGAGAUGCUCGAGAGUCUCAGCAGCAAGUUAAAGAAGGCUUUGUCACCUCUUGACCCCAGCGUCAAAUCUACCAAAGAAGAAGUCUCUGGAAACAGUUCAGCAAAACCUGAUGAAUCUUUGUCCGAUAUCAGCGUUCUUUGUAACACCAACCAGAAUACCCUAGGCGAUGAUCAGCUUUCUAAACUGUGUGACCCUGGGGACGUAACAGAUGAUCAGGGCAAACCAUCCCAAGAUGUAAAAGGGACAUUAGUCGAGAGUCCACAGGACGCGGUGUCAGCGGAAACCGUGAAGUUGAGCCCAGCUCCCUCAGCGCAUUCAGAAGAUGGACGCGAGUGUCAGGUCCUGGCUUCCCUCGGGGGAGACAGAGGCAAGGACGAGGAGGACCUUCCCAGCAGCGCGGGCGUGUGUGCCGAAGGGCUGCCCUCUCCUCAGCCAGACAAGGCCACAGGAGAUCCUUCAGAAGGGAACACUGAGCAGGGCCACGCGGAGAGAUGUGAUGAAAGUAAGGUGGGACAAAAGGUCCGGGAUCGUUCUCCAGUUAAGGAAAAGAUCAGUAGCCUAAGAAAAGUUGAUCGAGGACAUUAUCGUAAUCGAAGGGCUCGUUCUUCCAGUGGAGAACACGCAAAGGAAAGUAGGAGCAAAACCGAGGACCGUUAUUACAGAAAGCGCCACUCCUAUGUCCGAGAGCGGUCCAGGCAGGACCGCUACACCACAGAGCACUGCAAUGGGAGCCAGCACCACCUGAACCACAGUGACAGAGUCAGCCCCGGCGAACGCCACUCUCUGGUCAGGUACAGCUACCACCACUCUCGAAAUAGAAGCGGAUGCGACCAGGACUGGAGCAGGUACCACCAUGCAGAAGGUGAACACAUCUGGGGCCGGGAGAAAUACUACCCAGAUAAAAUGAGGUGGGACAAGUGCAGGUACUACCACGACAGGUACGCUCCUUACACAGCCAGGGAGGCUCGGGAGUGGAAGCCCUUCCCUGGAGGCCGCGAGCCCGACAGAGCAGGGCAGCGCCACGGCCGGCUGCACAAGGACUACUACAGGGGCCGCAAGGACUACGAGGUGGCUGCCAAGGACAAGGUACGGCACCACCUCAGCAGUCCCCGAGCAGGCCCACCCCACGCCCUUCCCCUCUACCCCGAGAAGUUCUCGCAUGACAAAAUUGCACUCGGAGCCGAAGACAACAAUUGUAACCUCUCUGAUCGGUUUCACGAACAUGAAAAUGUAAAGUCACGGAAAAAGAGAUACGAUAAUGUAGACAAUAAUGACAGUCACGUAGAAAAGAAAGCCCAGAGGAGCUUACAAAAGGAUCCCUUAGAAGAAGCUAAAGUGAAGAAGCACAAAAAAUCAAAGAAGAAAAAGAAAUCCAAAGACAAACACCGGGAUCGCAAUUCCAGGCAUCAGCAGGAGUCAGACCUUUCAGUAGUUUGCUCUGAUGCCGACCUCCACAGACACAAAAAGAAAAAAAAGAAAAAGAAGAGACAUUCAAGAAAAUCAGAGGACUUUUUUAAAGAUUCAGAACUACACUUACCUAAGUCCGCCGACUAUGAGACUAUUGACCGUUUCCGGAGAUCCGAGGGCGGUUUUCUACUCACCGAUGGCCUGCUUCCGGAAGGGGUCGGACCUUUCCGUGAGAAAACAAAGCAUUUAAGGAUGGAAAACAGGGACAACAGGGGUCAUCUGUUUGAGUAUGGCCAGGGUAAGAGGAGAUACUUGGAAAUAAGAAGAUAGAAACUAGUUUUUAAUUGUUUUUUUUAAAAAAAAGUGAUUAACACCAGAGGGAAAGAAAACCUCCGAUGGCAUCAAAGGGUAUACAGUCAAAAAGAGUCCCCGUCCUGCCCCUUCCAUCUCUGGCAAGAAGUGACAUUCAGUUGUGGGGCUGGCUGUUGAGCAGCGGUCCCUCGGCACCUGCUGAAGGCCUGAGUUCCACGGAGUCCCUGGGUAUCUUUGAGUAGUUGCCUCAGGAAGGACCAGAACUUUUGGUUUUAAAGCAUUUUCAAUAGAAAUAUUUCUGUAGUAUAUGCUUUAUUCUCCUGAAUCCUUAAGCCUGUAGCAUUCUGAGUAUAACCUAACUCCUAAUCUGGGCCGUUAGCGAUGGUAGCUGUCUGGCCGCCAGAGCGAUGCCUUCGAGGCAUCUGCACCCCGGGUCUCUGGCUACCACCAGGCUGCUGGGUGUCUGGGAUUCUCGUGUCUGUUUUGCAGGACUGUGUCUUCCCCCAUAAUUCAUUAGCCCUUUGUGCUCUCUGCACUUAAGGCUGCCUGCUCCUUCUAAUUGUUUCCAUGACCUUUGACCCCAGAAAACACUGAGCUUAUUACAAUGGAUGUAAUGAGUCAGUGGACCUAGAGCAGAGGCCUCGGGCUGGCUUUGUCCUGUCAUCUGUCUGUGUGACCUGUGAGUUAAGAAUGGCUUUAACAUUUUUAAGUGGGUGGAAAAAAUCUCAAGAAUAUUAUUUUGUUUCACUUGAAAAUGAUAGGAAAUGCAAGUUUCACUGUCUGUGAAAGCCUUGUGUCAGAGCACAGCCGGGCGCGUUUACAUUGUCUGACCGCUUUGGUGUUGCUACUCAGCAGAGGUGAGCAGUUGAAACAGAGACUUGCGGUCCAAAAAGCUGAAAAUGUUUAUCAUUUGGCCCUUCACAGAAGAUGUUUGUCGACUCUUGACCUGAUACCUGAGGUUCACGUUUAUGAAUAAAGUGCGUUGUCCAUCACGGCAGGGACUCUGACACGUCAUCUUGGUUGCCCCGAGGCCUGUGUUGUGGACUCAGCUGAGCUGUGUGUUCUAGGGGGAGGCGCGGGAAGGGGAGCAGGCCUGUCCCCUCCAGAGGCCCACACUCAGCGUGUGAUGUUGAUGGAGGGGUGAAUGGUCCCCAGAGUGUCAGUGUGAAGGAACCAGGGAGCGUGAGGGUGGAGCAUUCCACGGGCAGAACAGUUGCACCAGGAAGUGUUGGGGGAAAUCUGGCUGAUGUGGCCAGUGAAUCACCACGGCCAGCAAGAAAGGGAAGCUGAAGUGGCAUUUGUUCUGUUUUUUAAGAAGUUAUUAUAUACGUUUUAAAAUUGGUUUCACAUUAACAUUUCAGAGAUUUGGGGGAGUGGAUUGUUGAGGAUGGAUUCCUUUCUGACCUCUGCUUGGUGCCUGAGGAUGAAGUAGUGAGAUGGGGUCGUUCUGUGUAUUGUGUGGGGUCCCAGGAUUGUUUCAGAAUCUCCCGAGCCAGCCGCAGGUCCCUGUCGUACUGGCACAGUGGACGGCAGCUCAGCCCCCAGAGAUGCUGAGUCUAGAGAAGAGGGAGGUUGAACGUGAACCUCAGUAUUUGUCUCGCAUCGGGUAGAUGAGUGUCUUGGGGGUGCUACUGUCAGGCUUUGUGUCUGAGUGGUGGCCCUGUGUUUCUGUCCCCAAUCUGUCAUGGUUGCACUGAUGACUGGUUUAGGGUUGGCACUUGGGCUGUGAACACUGUCCCAUCCUGAGAAGGGCCGCCUGCUUGGCCUUGCCACGCUGAGCAUCCCUCUGAGCCAGCUGAGGACAAUGUCCUCCAGCCUGCCACUGUCCUAGGUUUCGGCCGUUUACCUUUCUCUUUCAAACUCCUGUUGUCUGGCUGUGUUCCACUCUCAGUUAAUUUCUUUGGCCUAAGUUUUGUUCUUUUCGUAAUGUUAAAACGUGUGACAGGCUGAGGAUGGCCUAGUUCCCGGGGCGUGGCUUUCGCUACAUCCUUCUACCAGGACCAUGGCCCUCAGUGAUCAUGUGAACUCUUGUGUUCUGUGCAACACUUGGAGAAGUGCCGUGUGCCAGUGCGUGUGCCAGUAUAUACCUGCCCAUCCUUGCGUGGGAUUGAACUCGGGCCACUAACAUUAAAGUAGAGAGAACUGAUUCUCACUGGAGUCACUUAAUGUGCACACAGAGUACAGGCACUAAACUUAUGCAAAGCCAUCAUUAAAAUCUGUUUCCUAAUCU